AUGAUGGACAAUGGUCAACCAGAUCCAAAGCGACCAAGAUUAGGACCCGGUCCUGCUUGGCCGAUCGAGCAGCCCAAUCAGCCCAACCCUUCCAGGGCCCUUCCUCCUUUACAACCUCCCUAUAAUAGCGGUCCAUUCUCUCGUCCCGAUUCUCAUGCCCACCCCCUCGAUAGACGACCUCCCCACCCCAACUUUCAAGAACAUCAAGACCCUCAUCGCCCUAACUCAGGACAUGCGCAUGUUUACCACAAUAUACAUAAUCAACACCCACCACCACCUCCCAUACCUUCAUACAAUGGACACAAUGGGCACAAUGGCCCUCGAGAACCCAUCGUGAAGCCGGACCCUUCAGAAGAACCUCCACAACACAGGCCACCACCGACAACCAAUGGCGCAGAUCAUCAUGUAAAUCUACCUUACGCUGAAGAAAGAGGAAGGCCUUUUCCACCAAGAUUCGAUCAACCUCCACCUCCGCAGCAUACUCCGCAACACACUCCGCAGAUGUAUAAUAAUAACCCCGCUCCUCCCAUGUAUCAACCUCAACCCCCACCUCCCUCUACAAGUCCGAUGACGACACCGACAUUCGAUGGGGCUAUGUCAAUGUAUGGCCCGCCACAAGGUCACCCCCAUCCUCCACCUCGGGAACAGUAUUCAGUCACACCUUAUUCUCAACCUGCAAAGCCUCGAAAAGCGCAACGCGCGGCUCAGGCAUGCGAUAGCUGUCGCAAUCUGAAGGCAAAAUGCGACGAAGGGCGACCGGCUUGUGGUAGUUGUAAAGAGAAAAAUUUCGAAUGCCAUUAUCGAGAUCCACCACCUAAACCAAUUGAUAAAGCUUCCACGGACAUCAUCGAGGCCUUGAUACGAUUGGAACACCGCAACGCAGAGUUAUUCAAUGUUUUGCAGACAGGUCUUGAAUCAUUGAACAAACGAGUGGACGAAUUACAGGAGAGAGUUGGAGCCGGCCGGCCUCUAUCAAGUAUCGAGGGGCACAUGAAAGAAGAAGGGAGAGACGAUGUUCAGUUACCUGAUGGUGAAUUCGGAACAUUUCAUGGCUCGAAUUCGAAUAUUCUUCAUGAUGCCACGCCCAUAGAUCCGCCAGUGGUAGGUCCAGUACAGCCACUCGAAGGAUCCACUCCCGGUGCACUCGAGGAGGAGGAGGAAGGCGACCCUGUGCCGCCCGGGCAACCAUUAAUACCAGUGAAUCACACGACGGGCGCAGCCAGGCUUCUGCUAGUCCCUUCUGUAAAGCAAAUGAUAAAUGGUGGAGGGGGCUUACCCAAGAACGUGAAGGACGAAAAAUAUCCAAUGCUGCAAGAAGAACGACGUGGACUUCUAAGAUUAUUCGGAAGAGGAGAAGGAAUUGAUUUAGCUCAAGGCUAUGAUCGAGAUCCUAUGACGGAUCACGCCGAUUCUGUAGUCGAUACAAGUUCCGACGUCUCAUCUCCGGCUGGUGAAGAAUGGGGUCAAUUGGGUGGUAUGACGCCGCCAUCUAGUGCGCCAGAUUAUCCUCCACCAGUUGUAGGCAGUAUCAUGUCGGAUGGGAUGCCUGAUUUCCGAAAAAGUGUAGUUUUGGAAUUGGUCAAGAGUUACAAGGAGCAUAUGAAUAUUAUGCAUCCAAUUUUGAUACCGAGGCGGCUGGAUGCUCUGGUCGAGUCAUUUCUCAAAUCCAUUCCAUCAGAUUCCGCGAAGCCAAAGCAAGUUCAGAACUUGGCUUCACAACAUACCAGUCAUGCUGGUUUCGUGAAUAUGAAGCCUCCCGAGAGUCCAGGGAGCAAGCGGAAAAGAUCACCGGGAGUUGGAGAACCUCCAGAAAUCUCAGUUGCCGGUGGUUAUGGGACAUUCGUCAAGCCAGGCCAUCCAAGUCGGUCAAUCAGUACAGCUUUAGUGCUGGUGGUUUUAGCGCUCGGCAAGAUUUGUCAGGAACGACAGAAGAUUCCCGAGCUUCCUUCCGACAAGGAUGUUGAAAAUCCUUGGGGUCAUAUCAAUUCUCCAGUUGUACGAAAUGGCCAUCCAUCCCCUAUUCAAAGCUCUCCAACCCAAUCUUCAGAAUUACCAUCGCCUCAGGAAAAUAUUGAUCGAUUCUAUCCCCGCAGCCGAAGAACUUCGAUAGAAGGUGAUUCAUAUUUGGCAAGAAGUGGCUUCAGACCUAGGAAUGUCGAUGUUAUUCCCGGUUUGGCAUAUUUCGCACUGGCUACAGAUAUCAUUGGAAAUCAACUUGGAGGAAACAGUCUACAGCAUGUCCAUGUGAAUAUUUUAGCUGGUCUGUAUCACGGACAACUUGCAAGGGUUUUAGAAAGUCAUUCGUACAUUCAUCAGGCUUGUAGAGCUUUACAGGUUAUUUUGAGACCGAAACUGGAUCGCUUCAAAAAGUUAAAGCAAGAUGGGCUCCCCGUGCUGGCAAAGGACAACCCGCUAAUUUUCGCAUUCUGGACGUGCUUACAACUUGAAAGCGAUAUUGUAGCAGAAUUACCUUGCCCGCAUUCCGGCAUCCUUACAUUCGAAGAGAAUAUGCCAAGUCCAAAUAUCGUUGAAGCCGUGAAAGAAGGUUUCGAUCAGAUGGUUUUGUUGAGUUAUCAAGGCCAACUUUACCUACGCAAGCAUCUCAAUCAAUUGCACAAUAUGUUCUACAAACCUGAUAAUGACUCUCAAUUUCCUUCUGUAUACACCCGCCAUGAUCCCAACCAUUUCGAGUCAAUAGCCACCGCAGAAGAAUUUCUUUAUCGAUGGAAAGAAGCUGGAGGAACAAGUACCUGGCAAGAGAAUGACCCUCCAGCGAGUGACAUUCUCACAGCGCGAAUGAGAGCCAAGUACUACGGCGCUCAGGUCAUCACCUACAGGAAUUUCGUUUUGAAGAUCUUGGAACAUUCACAUGCGGUUUCAACCUCAAACUCUGUAGAACGCGCCUCAGAUGAUUUCCGAAAUGGUAUUGAGGUCCCGAGCAUCAAUAAACACGCGACAUCAGCAGAGGAAAUCGACGAGAAAGCAUUGGCUUAUGCAAAAAAUGGUAUCCAAGCACUUGUUAAUAGCACCAGGGCUUUUCAUGGUCUAGGCGAGGGUAGACUUUUCGUCACGAAUCCAUGGGGGACUGCACAUGCGCAAUGGGGCAAUGUGCUUACUCUCCAAGCAGCAUGGAACGACCAUAUCCUCCGACCAUUAUUCGACGGGAUUCUUGAUAAGCAAGGGCUCAGUGAUCUUCUUAAGAGAACUCUUAGUUUCCUUGGGAUCGUAGCAACACGAUCAUCGGCUCUCUAUACCGAUAUGAAAAUCCUGGUCAAUGCAGGAAAAUAUACUGGUCUACUUGAGAAAGACUAUCAGCUUCCGAAGAGUUUGCGUAAGAAACCGUUAAAGUUGAAGCAGGAGAAGUCGAACUUCUCGGAUGCUUCGAGUUGA
Messenger RNA from Botrytis deweyae, 3390 nucleotides. RefSeq lists its product as uncharacterized. Gene Ontology annotation, molecular function: zinc ion binding; DNA-binding transcription factor activity, RNA polymerase II-specific. Gene Ontology annotation, biological process: regulation of DNA-templated transcription. Bases 1 to 3390 code for a protein of 1129 amino acids. NCBI's taxonomy places the organism in Eukaryota, Fungi, Ascomycota, Leotiomycetes, Helotiales, Sclerotiniaceae. The transcript has 7 exons. The record is from RefSeq and is a predicted model, not a curated record.